Molecule: messenger RNA, 270 nt
Organism: Mesorhabditis belari
Lineage: Eukaryota; Metazoa; Nematoda; Chromadorea; Rhabditida; Rhabditidae
Source: the annotation of a GenBank genome assembly
AUGCUAAAACGAGCGUUAUUUGUUUUGUUCUUUUAUUUCAUUUUUCUCGCAAAAGCUGAUGACGAAGUGAAAAUUGACAAUUCAUCAGGUAAACCUGCCCAGAUUAAAGAGCAGCAAAUGGUUUAUUCAAAAGACGAAGCACACGACGAGAGAAUCAGAUAUUUUCUCUGUGGAGCAGCAUUUUCUUCUAUUGUCUUCAUUGCAUUUUGCUGUGGAAGAAAUUGCCCGAAAUUGGAAGGAUCAACCGGCACAGACGAGUAUCAACCGGCA